Molecule: messenger RNA, 405 nt
Organism: Aspergillus aculeatinus CBS 121060
Lineage: Eukaryota; Fungi; Ascomycota; Eurotiomycetes; Eurotiales; Aspergillaceae
Gene: S10a
Product: 40S ribosomal uS10 domain-containing protein
Exons: 3
Coding region: 1-405 (134 amino acids)
Biological process (GO): translation
Cellular component (GO): cytosolic small ribosomal subunit; ribosome
Molecular function (GO): RNA binding; structural constituent of ribosome
Source: RefSeq, a predicted model, not a curated record
AUGUCUUUCCAGAAGCCCGAGAAGGAUUUCGGCGAGGGCCCCGUACCGAAACGAAAACAUGCGACUAACCUCAUCUUGCUUUUCGCUGGUCUACAGAAGGUCCACAAGAUCCGCAUCACCCUUACCUCUCGCAAGGUCGCCUCCCUCGAGAAGGUCUGCACUGAGCUGAUCGACCGUGCCCGCUCCAAGUCCCUCCAGGUCAAGGGUCCCGUCCGUCUCCCUACCAAGACCCUUCACAUCUCCACCCGUAAGACCCCCAACGGUGAGGGUUCCAAGACCUGGGACAAGUACGAGAUGCGCAUCCACAAGCGUCUCAUCGACCUCCUCGCCCCCACCGAGACCGUCAAGCAGAUCAUCAUCAACAUCGAGGCUGGUGUUGAGGUUGAGGUCACCAUUGCCGCUUAA